AUCCGGAUCUGAUAGCACGUUCGUAUCUGCAAAAGAAACCUUCCCUAGGAUGCCUGCAUUUCGUAUUUACACCUCGCCUACCGAAAGAGAAUUGCCGGCGUUGUACGCGCCAGCGUCUCACAAUGAUGCUUCGGGGUCUCGUCACCAUGUCCAUGGACUUGGUCUGUCGGCACCAAUUGUCUAUAUAAGACGGCUUCUACCCCCAUACCCUUCCUUCUUUUCUUCAUCAGCAGCCCUGAAACCACUCAAACAAUCACAAUCAACCCUUUCUACUUACAUCAUGAAGCUCUUCGCUCCCGCUAUCGCCACGCUUGCUGGUGUUGCCCUCGGCGACUUGUCCGCUCCCUUCCGCAUCGUCGUUGAUGCUGGUUCCUCUUCAUGGGAUAAGGCCGAAGUUGGUGCCUGCCACUAUGGCGCUGGCUUUAACGCUAUGUGUGUGUACCAGGAUGAGAAGGGUGGCAAGGGAAGCGUCUUCACUUUCAACUACACGACCAACGGGCAAGCUCCUAGUGGCUGGACUCCUGAGGGCGUUGUUACCUAUGAGACGAGCAUUUCUACUCCCCACGGUCCUCUGAACCAGACCCUUGUAUUGGAGGGUACUUUGCUUACCAACAUGGCUGCUGGUGUACUUUCUCCUGCUGAGAACGAAUUCACCAGGGUCGGCUUCAGCGACAGCACCCAAGAGAUUGCUCUCUACGACCGCAGCGUUGAUGGUCAGACUUUGACUCCUAUUAAGAGAUGGUACAUUUGCAACUUCCGCAGUGGUUGGUACCAGUACAACUACCUUACCUGGAUCGUCGGUGCUGGUCAGCCUGAUGAGCACAACUGCGUUCCUGCUCAGCCCAAGCGUGUUUUUGUUUAGAUGGACGUCCUAUAAACAUUACACGAGUAUCCAUGAAUAUAACAAGAGCUCUAUACUUUCUAAAUAGUAUAUAUUAGAC
Molecule: messenger RNA, 941 nt
Organism: [Torrubiella] hemipterigena
Lineage: Eukaryota; Fungi; Ascomycota; Sordariomycetes; Hypocreales; Clavicipitaceae
Source: the annotation of a GenBank genome assembly